Auanema sp. JU1783 is the source of this 1632-nucleotide messenger RNA. NCBI's taxonomy places the organism in Eukaryota, Metazoa, Nematoda, Chromadorea, Rhabditida, Rhabditidae. The record is from the annotation of a GenBank genome assembly.
AUGAUUGUUUCACUUUUAAUUAUUAAGAACGCAAAAGUUCAUUUUAAUCUUCGACUAUGCAUGUCAUCUAUAAUUUUCCAAUAUUUAUUCUCAUUAUGCUCGCGAUUCAUCAUACUCUUAUAUCAAUUGGAGGUCUUCACAUCAAAUGGUGAUAUUGAAAGUAAUCCAGUCAUCAUUUGUUCCAGUUUGAUUCGAACUUACUAUAUGGCAAUUAUACUUUCGGGAAUUUUGAUUUUGGCUCUCGAAAGGCUAAUUGCUAGUCAUUUUAUCGCAGAUUAUGAAAUUAAAGAAAGACGUCAUCUUGCUUUUUUGUUUGUGGCAGGAAAAUCAUUCGCUUCAAUAAUUUGCUCAAUUUUAUUCACUUACGAGAUAAUCCAUUGGGGUUGUUUGGCUUCAUUAGGGUUGGCAUGUACUUUUAUAGGAGUUUAUAUUUUUUUUAAACUCGACUCAAACAACCAAGAUAAAUUUGCAAUUCUGCAGAAAAAUCAUCGUUCAGCAAAAACUCAAUAUACGUUGAGUCUAAGGUUUCAAUUGGCUGAGAAUAUUAAAUCAACACAGAUUAUCAAAAAGGCAAUUGUAAUGACAAGCUUUCAAAACAUCGUCAAUUUCGUUUUGUAUGUCUGUGCAAAUCUUGAUAUGGUUCGGGAGAGCUCAGUCACAUUGUCGCAAUGCAUAGAAACGGCUUUCAAUUGUUCAAUUGCAAUGUACGGUCUUGUCAUAGCAGUAGCUGCCAUUGUAAGGCAUCCUUACUUCGCUCAAGUACUACGUGAAGCAGAGUGGGCAGCAUUUCUCUUCCGUGAUAAACGACCGGUCAAUACAGUUGACAAUGAAACAAAUGUAUAUUUCACCACGCUGAACUCACAAUGGAACUUACAACUUGCUAAUACAAAUCAGGGAAAAAAUUUACUCAUUCUAUCCUGCGAGCGAUUCAUAGCAACCAUAUUCAUAAAAGAUUAUGAAAAGAAGGAGAGGAAGUAUAUUGGACUAAUUCUUUUAUUCCUCCUCACGUGCUUUGCUUUAACAGAUGCAUUUGCUUUCGUCUAUGAAUUGGCUCACUGGAUUCUUAUGGCUGUUUUGGGGUUCUUAUCAUCACUCACUGGUGUUGUGGUGACUUUUAAUCGCUGGCAGAGUCAGACAGCAGCUAACUCUUUUCAGACGCUUGAAUACAUACAUCGGAAAAAUGAUAGCAGAUGGAAUAAAAUCAAUUCCAUUCAUGAUCAAAGAUCUAGUUAUAGUCUUAGUUAUCGCUUUCAGUUGAACGAAAACGUUUCUUCUUUGAAGAUCAUCCGACCUUCCAUAAUAGCUCUUUUUGUAACGGAUGUUAUAUCUGUACCAUUAUAUAUAUUGGCUCAUUAUAACUUCAAACGCGAUAAUGCCAGAGAACCUUCUCAGAUAUUUGUUUUUUUAUUCAACAUAAGCGUUACUAUAAGUUCUUUGGCUGUGCCGGGGGUUAUUUGCUUUAAUUCCAAGGAUCUCAUGGCUCGUCUGAAAAACAAUAAGUUUUUAGGUUCUCUUCUCAAAUGGUACACUCCAGCAGUGAACGGAGGAAAUGUCAACGAAACCGCUGUUCAUUUCACAUCAUUACAGUCAAUGUGGGACCCAACGAUUAAGUAUAGCUUUUCUGCUCUUUGA